AUGAAGAUCCUUUAUGAUCUAUACAGAAGUUCCUCAAUACACUCCCAUUUCGUUCGAGCGAAUACAGUGAUUCAUCCCGCUAUGGACGAUAGGCUCUGUGAUUGUGCUACUGAAGAAGCCAUGCCAGAACCCAAGGAUUUCAAUUGUACGCUGGACUAUGGGCACAGACAUGCAGAAUAUUCUCGAUUCUACCAUGCGUUGACAGCCCACUGGGUGCUGAUUGAAAAGAUCUGGCUUGCGAAGAUGACACACUACAAAAAGUCCUCCACCCGAAAUGAUCGCUAUAACCAGCUUUGGCAGCUAUGGGCGGAUAAUCCGGACAGGUCUCUUCGGGAGAAGCUGGAUUUGAUUGAAGUUGUCGAGUUUAUAUGGGGAUAUUUAGGGCGUAAUAUCUUCAAAGGGAGGUUCGCCCAGUUAUCAGACUGGGUUCCCCAAGCCGAUCUAGCACAAUUCACUGAAAAUGAUACUCCUGACUCUGCAUGGGCAUCUUUCAUCGCUCGGGUUACUCAGGAAUUGCGACCACCGCACAUCAUAGAGCUCCUUCUACUUUUGAAUUGGAACUCUGAGAUGGCAUGGAGAAUCGAUCGGCCAACUUACCUGCGCCAGUUAGGCUUUCUUGUGGAGCCUCAAAGUGUGGAAAAAUGGGAUGACACUGAUUGGCCAGACACACAAUUCUCGUUGAAUAUCUUGGAUGAAAAUAUUAUCAACAGCUUGGUUGAUAUGGUUGGCAGUGAGGAUUCUUAUGACUUAUGCAAGAAGCAAUGGUACAACUAUAAAGAAACGCAGUGGCAAGGCAAUAUGCAAGGGCGUAUACUCGCCUACGAGCUGACAUCACAGCAGCUUUUCGAACUUAUCAUGUUAGCUGGUAAUGGAUGA
Messenger RNA from Aspergillus luchuensis, 876 nucleotides. RefSeq lists its product as uncharacterized. Bases 1 to 876 code for a protein of 291 amino acids. Lineage: Eukaryota; Fungi; Ascomycota; Eurotiomycetes; Eurotiales; Aspergillaceae. The record is from RefSeq and is a predicted model, not a curated record. The transcript has a single exon.